Messenger RNA from Amaranthus tricolor (Joseph's coat), 1231 nucleotides. RefSeq names its product cytosolic sulfotransferase 15-like. The transcript has a single exon. Gene Ontology annotation, molecular function: sulfotransferase activity. The record is from RefSeq and is a predicted model, not a curated record. Bases 33 to 998 code for a protein of 321 amino acids. Lineage: Eukaryota; Viridiplantae; Streptophyta; Magnoliopsida; Caryophyllales; Amaranthaceae. Gene Ontology annotation, biological process: sulfation. Gene Ontology annotation, cellular component: cytoplasm.
GUACCACUCAUAGGGCAUUCAAAAAAAAUCAAAUGAGGUCCUCCAUCACCAUCCCACCAAACACAGAAGAGGAAGAACUAAAAGCAUCCCUACCAAAAGAGGUAUGGUUCAAUUCAUACCCCAUGUAUUUCUACCAAGAUUGUUGGAAUAUCAUACUAGAUUCCACUAUUUCCUGUCAAAAUCACUUUCUAGCUCACCCUUCUGAUAUCUUCAUUGCUAGCAUUCCCAAAACAGGUACAACUUGGCUCAAAGCAUUACUUUUCUCCAUCAUUAACAGGAAAAACCAUCAAAUUUCUCAAAGUCCUUUACUUAAACACAAUCCCCAUGAGUUAAUCACACAAUUAGAAUCAAUUAUUUAUGCAAAUCCAAAACACCCAGAUCUCAAAAUCCUUGAAAAAAGUCCUAGACCUAGACUUUUGGGUACCCAUCUUCCUUUUCGAUCAUUACCCAUUUCAAUUAAGAACUCUAAUUGCAAGAUUAUAUACAUAUGUAGAAACCCUUUUGACACUUUCAUAUCAUCUUGGUUAUUUUACUUAAACUAUGAUGAAAAUCAUGGUGUAAAUGAAGCUAUGAUGGAGGGUUACUUUGACAAGUUUUGUGAAGGGAAAUUCCCAUUUGGUCCUUUUGAAGAACAUGUAUUGGGGUAUUGGAAAGAAAGCUUGAAGAAUAAAGAGAAGGUAUUGUUUGUCAAGUUUGAAGAUUUGAAGAAAGAUUGUAAGGGUGAAUUGAAGAGAUUAGGAGAAUUUGUUGGAUACCCAUUUUCAAUGGAAGAAGAAAAGGAAGGUGUGAUUGAUGAUAUCAUAAAGUUGUGUAGUAUUGAGAGAUUGAAAGACGUUGAAGCAAACAAAAAUGGAAGGGUGUAUUCUUUCAUUGAAAACAAGUGGUUUUUUAGGAAAGGUGAAGUUGGUGAUUGGGUCAAUUACUUGAGUCCUUCAAUGGUGGAGAAGUUUGGGAAAAUAAUGGAUGAGAAAUUUUCAGCUUACGGGUUGAAAUUAUAAGUAGAAAUACAAAGUUUUUUUUUUUCAUAAAUAAGUUGGUUAUGGUGUAUGAUCUUUUGUUGAAUUUUCUAGUGUAAAUUAAAAUGCUAGCUUGUUAUGUUAGAUCAUAUUUGGUGUGAUUUCUUGCAAAGAAAUAAGAAUAUUGUACUAAAGUAUACAAGUGCAAUUUUAAUGCUCUAAAUUUUAAAACUUGUUCUAAGAUGAUGAGGUUAAUAUCCGUGUAAUACACAAUU